This is a messenger RNA of Drosophila navojoa, 2072 nucleotides long. RefSeq names its product fatty-acid amide hydrolase 2-B. The record is from RefSeq and is a predicted model, not a curated record. Lineage: Eukaryota; Metazoa; Arthropoda; Insecta; Diptera; Drosophilidae. Gene Ontology annotation, cellular component: endomembrane system.
AUGGCUUAGCGCGCGCCAGCCCUGGGCUAACUCAAAAUUCUUGCAUUUGCCAGCACUGGAGCUCGUUGUCAUUAAAAUUCAGCUGCAACUAUCCGGAGCUAAUUAAAUCCGAAAGCAUUUGACGAGGCGUAGUUCAUGUUAGAACCCAGAAGCGAGCAGUAGACGCCUUCAGUGGCGGCUCAGUGGAACGUGGAACUUAAGUAAUAGUCAAAGAGACUCAAAGUACAAAAAAAAAAAAAAAGUGAAUAUCAAUUAGUCUCACCUGUGUUGACCUGUGUGAAACGAAAAAAAAAAAGAACAACAACAACAACAACAACAGCAAAGUAAAGCAACAAUAAUAUCAAAUACUAUAGAAAAACUUACAAAAUGGAGAUCAUUAUACGGCUUUUCGGGCUUAUACUAUCCUAUCUGGCACUGCUGCUGAAUCGAAUUUUGGAAUAUGUGAUUAGUCGCCAGCAGCCCGACUUCCCGCCCAUCAGGCAUCCCCUGCUGCUGAGGCCCGUUCUGGAACUGGUGACGGCACUGCGACGAGGCCAGCUCACCUCACAGCAACUGGUCGAGGUGUAUAUUGAGCGCGUGCGUGAGGUCAAUCCCUCGUUGAAUGCGGUCGUCGAGGAUCGGUUCGAGGAGGCGCUGCUCGAGGCCAAGCAUGCGGACAGAUUGAUAGCGGAGGCAUCGCUGGACUAUGAUCGCGUUGCGCUCUUCACGCGCUACCCGCUCUUGGGCAUACCCUUCACGGUGAAGGAAUCGUGCGGGGUGAAGGGUCUCUCCUAUGCCGUGGGCAGCGUGAUACGCAAGGGCAUGAAGGCGCCCAGGGACGGGGAAGUCGUGGAGCUGGUGCGCGCCGCUGGCGCCAUUCCGCUCCUGGUCUCGGCCACGCCCGAGUUCUGCAUGAGCUUCGAGACGAACACGGUGGCCAAUGGUCGCUGCCGCAAUCCCUACGAUCUGACACGCAGCUCCGGCGGCUCGUCCGGCGGCGAGGGCGCAUUGAAUGGCGCCGGCGCCUCCCUGUUUGGCAUUGGCUCCGACAUUGCCGGCUCCAUCCGGCUGCCGGCCAUGUUCUGCGGCGUCUUCGGCCACAAGCCGACGGGCGGACUCACCUCGAUAAGGGGCCACUUCCCCAGCUCGCUGAUCGACGAGAACUUGACCACUUACCUGCAAUUGGGGCCCAUCACACGCUUCGCACGCGACCUGCCGCUGCUGCUCGAGAUCAUGGCCGGCGACAACAAACACAAACUGAAGAUGAAUGAGCCGGUGCCGCUCAACGAACUCAAAAUCUACUACUCGUAUGGAUAUCCGGGACUAAACGGCUUAACCCAUCCGUAUGUGGCCGAUGACAUCAAAUUAGCCAUGGUGCGCGCUCUCACAUGCUUAGGCAAGGCGGGCAUUAAGUCCAAACAGCUCGAUCUCAGUUUUCUGGACAACAUUUUUGAGCUGGUGAUUGUGGCGCUGAUCGAUCUGAAGGGCCUGCCCAGCAUUAUCACUCAGCAGGCCGAUCGUCCGCCCAACAUGAAACUCGUGGUCUUGGAGAUGUUCAACAGCAUCAUUGGCCAUUCACUGUUCACCAAGGAGGCGCUGUUUCUGGAGCUGAUGCAGCGGCUGAAUGGCAUGAUAUCCACGAAUAAAAUGCAACAGUACCGGGAUGAGGUAGCCAGGAUCAGAGCGUAUCUAACGGAAUUGCUGGGAGAUCGCGGAGUUCUGUUUCUGCCCACCUUUCACUCGACUGCUCUGAACUUUCAUACUUCCUUGUUCAAUAUCACGGGCAUCGAUAGUCUGCUGUUGUUCAAUGUGUUGGGCUUCCCGGCCACACACAUCCCCAUGGGCCUGAGUCUGCGUGGCAUGCCCGUCGGGUUUCAGGUGAUAGCGGCGCCUUAUCAGGACAAACUUUGCCUGCAGAUCGCCGCCGAAAUGGAGGCAGCUUUCCUUGGCUGGACGCCGCCGGUGCUGCAUCAGAUUGCCGUUCCGGACACCCCAGUGCUCAAUUUCUAGACAAAUAGCAGUAAUGGUUAGUUAAGGUUACGGUUCAGUUGAUAUUCGCAAUAAAAACAAAAAGAGUUUUAUUCAAAUAAUAA